AUGAAUCGAUACGAUCCGAACCCUUUCGCCGACGAGGAGGUCAAUCCCUUUGCGAAUCCUGGAGGUGGAGGUGUUGCCCCUGCAAACCCAAGGCUUUCGCCCCUUCCUCCGGAACCCUACGAUCGCAAUGCAACAAUUGAUAUUCCUCUUGAUAAUUCAAAGGGUUUACAAGCAAAGGAGAAGGAACUCAAAGCUAAAGAGGCUGAAUUGAAAAAGAGGGAACAGGAACUAAAGCGGAAAGAAGAUGCCAUACAACGAGCUGGAGUUGUUAUAGAGGAGAAGAACUGGCCUCCAUUUUUCCCCAUCAUCCAUCAUGACAUUGCAAACGAAAUCCCAAUCCAUCUACAGAGGAUCCAGUAUGUUGCGUUCACAACAUAUUUGGGUUUGAUUGUGUGUCUUCUGUGGAAUUUUCUGGCAGUUACCGUAGCCUGGAUCAAGGGAGAAGGUGUAAUAAUUUGGCUUCUGGCUAUAAUCUACUUCCUAGCAAGUGUUCCUGUAGCCUAUUUCGUCUGGUAUCGCCCUCUUUAUCGUGCUAUGAGGACUGAUAGUGCUCUGAGUUUUGUUGGGUUUUUCUUGUCUUAUCUGCUCCAUAUUUUGUUUUGUAUUUACGCUGCAAUUGCUCCUCCAAUCUUUUUAAAAGGGAAAUCUAUCACGGGUAUUUUGCCUGCCAUAGAACUGCUGAGUUACAAUGUUUCGGUUGGGAUACUCUACUUGAUUGGAUUUGGGUUGUACGUCUGCGAAACCCUUCUCAGCAUCUGGGUUAUUCAGCAAGUAUACACGUAUUUCCGAGGCAGCGGAAAGGCAGAACAGGUGAAGCGGGAGGCUGCACGAAGCACCAUGAUGGCAGGCAAUGUGAAGUGGCGAAAACCUAUGGAUUUCGGGUAGAAACUUGUUAGGAUUGUUUUUUUUUUUUUUUUUGGUCAAUGGUUUCUUCACAAACCAGAAGAUUUUGGGGAUACUAGUAUCUUGUUAGGCUGUGCAGUCAGAUGGAUGUUGCUCUUUGAGUUCCUACUUUUGUUCAUUGAGUGGUAGUUCAUGAUUUUUAGUCACAUAGGCCUUCCUUCGAUUGUCUCUACAGUUUUGAAUUUGCUUCAACUUCAGUCUCUGUAUUCAUAUAUAAAUAAUUGAAAACAUUAACGUGUUUGGUAACUGUUUCGCUUUCAAGUGAAAAUUAGUUCGAAAGUUAUUUGAUGAACGUUUUCGCUUUAUGUAUAACUAGGAAAUGAUUUUUUUUCUUGGGAUCCUAUUGUAAAUUUUGUUGUCGAGAACAUGUGACA
Molecule: messenger RNA, 1277 nt
Organism: Pyrus x bretschneideri (Chinese white pear)
Lineage: Eukaryota; Viridiplantae; Streptophyta; Magnoliopsida; Rosales; Rosaceae
Product: secretory carrier-associated membrane protein 1-like
Exons: 12
Coding region: 1-885 (294 amino acids)
Biological process (GO): protein transport
Cellular component (GO): recycling endosome membrane; trans-Golgi network membrane
Source: RefSeq, a predicted model, not a curated record